GUCUCUCCAAGAUGGCGGAGGCCGGUGGCGGCCCGGUGCGGCUGCGGCUGCACUUCGACUACCCGCCGCCGGGCAGCCCGGGCUGCGCGCUGUGCUGGCUGCUGCUGGAGCCCAGCCAGGUGCGCCUCGUCACCGACCUCGCCAGCCUCAUCCGGCACAGGUUCGGCUUCAGCCGCCGGGCCCGCCUCAGCCUCUUUCUGGAGGGGGCGUUGCUGCCCCCCACCGAGAGCGCCCGCCUCGUGCGGGACAACGACUCGCUGCGAGUAAAAUUGGAAGAGGUAGUCGCGGAUGAUUCCGAAAAAAUAAAUGAUGGCUUCUCUUAUACACCAAAAGAUGGCAAAAAAAGGUGCAGACAAAAGCAGCAAGAGGAAGAAUUCCCUAGAAAUGAACAAUGCAGGCACAAAGGGCAAAGGAAAAAGAAUAAGCAUGAUCCUGAGUAUUCCUCUUGUAGGGAAGAGGCUGCUGUAGAUGGCAGGGACUCUCACAAAAGGCUUGAGAAAAGGAAAAGAAAGGAAGUUAAUGGGAGAAACAGACUCACAGAAGGUAAGGAAGAGAGCUCUACUGACCAAUCUAAAAAGCUUAAGAAAAUGAAGAGGGAGAAGCAGUUGUCAACAAAAAAGAAUGAUGGAAAGCAGACCAAGGCAGCUGCAGCAAAGAUGGCUUUAGAACAGGCAAAGGAGAACGUUACUCUAAAUGCUACUAAAAGCAACAUCAAAAAAAUCACAGCACAGUGCAGAAAAAAGGGGAUGGAAUCUUCAGAUUCCUCCAGCACGUCGUCAGACACUGACAGCAGUGAAUUAAAUGUGAAGCAAAAUAAAUCUUCCCCUAAGCCUGUGGUGGAAAUACCUCCCAAAGACAGAUCCCAGGUUGCUGCAAAUUCUCAUGUGAAAACUCCUGUUUCUAAUAAAGUGCCUGUAAACGCCAACGCUGCGAGUUCCACUAAGACUGCAGUCAGUAAACAGGCUAAAAAGUCCCAGUCCUCCAGUUCAGAUUCUGACUCGAGUACAGAGGAUGAGAAAGUGGAAACAGCACAAGACAGCACUGCAAAGGACAAGUCGCUGCCUCGCAAGGCGGCAGCUGUAAAAACCAGCAGCACCAAGGCUCCCGAAGGACAGACGUCCUCGUCAGAGUCCGAGAGCUCGGAUUCAGAAACACUUGUUAUUAAAAAAUCUGCAGCAAAUCCUGGACUGAAUAAUUCCAUAGUAAGAAACUCUGCUAAGCAGUUGCCAAGCAGUAUGCAAGGACCACUCGCCAGCACAGGGCGUGGAAGGGGGCGUGGAACAGGAGAGGAGAACUUCUGGAGGGAACCUAGGGGCCGUGGGUAUCGUGGGAUGAUGAGGGGCCAAGGCCGUGGCAGAGGAGCAAACCUUGGCUUCUUCUAUAACUACAGCAGUGAAGGCCAGAAAGAGAGGCAGUUAAAUGAAGCUGCAACAAAUGCUUCUGUUCUCAUCCAGAAUCCCUUGGAGGUCCCCAAGAGAGACUACAGUGUGUUACCUCUUCUAGCUGCUCCACCACAAGUGGGAGAAAGAAUUGCCUUUAAGCGCCUGGAACUAACUGAAAAUUACAGUCCUGAAGUUUCAGACUAUAAGGAGGGAAAAAUAAUCAGUUGGAAUGCUGAUAAAAACCAGAUUGAGCUGGAGAUCCUUUCGUUGCCAUCAGGACAGGUUGCUAAAGAGCCAGGGAAGUUUGAUCUGGUUUACCAAUCUGCUGAUGGAGCAGAACUGAUCGAGUACGCUGUUCCUCAGGACACAAAGAUAACUGAAAGGUGGGAUGCACUGAUAGAGCCAAGACUGAUUGUUGAGCCUGCAGUUAAUGGAUCCAGCAUUGAAAAUGGAACCAUCUAAAAUGUGACCAAAUGUAAAGAACUGGACAGACUUGUGAAAUGCUGCUUUCUAGUUCUGAGGGCAGCAGAGGCACUGGUGGGUCUUUUUAAUAAGUGGUUUUAAAAAGACUAUCCCAAAAGAAAAGGAAUCACUGUUUUUGUAAUACAGGAACUUUGUUUAUUAUAGAAAGUCUUUAAUAUAAGUCUGUUGGGUUUUUUUUUUCUGAAUGGAAGCCUAAUAAUUGUUUUUAAUAUCUUACUGCUACAAGCUGCAGAGCUGGGAUGGUUUGAUCAAAAAGAUGAGAUGUGACCUUGUACUGUCAGUAACUCCAUUGAAAGGGCUGGUUUGGCUGGAGUUGUGUAGCUGCUGUCCAGAGGCAGCUGGCUGUAAGGGUAACGAAACCCAACGUUUAAAAAUGAAUUAGAAAUACUGCAGGUGCACACAUCUCUGCAGCUGCAGAGCAGGAUGGAAAAGCCAAGACCUUGCAGCUGUUUAAGGGUGCACCAGAACACGUAGAUUUCAAGAGGCAGGUAACUGUCAACUUUGCCUAGAACCAGUGGAAUAUAACGUGAAUCCCUGUCCCACUGUGCUAAUCUGUGUAGGCUCUGGAAACCUGUUGCCCUUAAAGGGCUGAAGUUUCUGUGCUCUCUUCUCUAAUGAGUCACCAGGCAGCACCUUCACAAGCAUCUCUGCUAAUGAUUAGUACCUCCAUUAGUCACCAUUAGGAUGUGCAGCUUGGCAAGUCCUACAGUUGAAGAUAAUCACUAUCUGGGGUAGUUUUGACUCCUAAACAGAAGUCCUGGGGAAAAACAAGCCCAACCUAGAUACAAGCAAACACCUGGAAAAUUGUUCUUGGUGGUUUAGUAAACAUGUGCUCUGACCUGUGCAUGAUUACACUCAACUAUUCCACACCUUUGUGUUAUCCCUAUUAAAAUGUUUGUGAAGGAAUCGUUUUUGGUAUGAGU
Colius striatus (speckled mousebird) is the source of this 2788-nucleotide messenger RNA. RefSeq names its product coilin (gene COIL). NCBI's taxonomy places the organism in Eukaryota, Metazoa, Chordata, Aves, Coliiformes, Coliidae. Gene Ontology annotation, biological process: spliceosomal snRNP assembly. The transcript has 7 exons. Gene Ontology annotation, cellular component: Cajal body. The coding region runs from base 12 to 1844 and encodes 610 amino acids. Gene Ontology annotation, molecular function: U1 snRNA binding; U2 snRNA binding. The record is from RefSeq and is a predicted model, not a curated record.